Caenorhabditis sp. 36 PRJEB53466 is the source of this 1168-nucleotide messenger RNA. The record is from the annotation of a GenBank genome assembly. NCBI's taxonomy places the organism in Eukaryota, Metazoa, Nematoda, Chromadorea, Rhabditida, Rhabditidae.
AUGAUUUUCGUCAGGGCUGCCAAAGAAAUGGACGGCGCGGAAGGCGAAGAAUCGGGAUGGUUUCCUUCCGUGAUGCUCUAUUCGGCCGUCGUCUUCAUCGUCCUCUUCUUCGUCAGGUACCCAAACUGACUCAUUCUUCCCGAUUUCUCAUUAUUUCCUUCUAGACGUUUUAUCAAAGGCGGUCAGUUCACUGAGAGGGUGUCAGCCAAAGGACUCGUGGCUGUGGUGACUGGUGCGAACUGUGGAAUUGGAUUCGAAACUGUCAGAGAGCUCAAUUUGAGAAAGGCCGAUGUCAGCUCUAAGUUGUAUUCUGAGAUGACUCGUUGUUUUUUCAGGUUUACAUGUUGUGCCGCAGUGAGGAAAAGGCGAAUGAAGCGAAGAGAAACCUCGUGCGAAUGGGCUGCGAUGCUACGCGUCUCCACUUCAUCGAGUGCGAUCUGAACGACUUUGAAAGCGUCCGACGCGCUGCGAAGGAGCUCCUCGAGUCGACUGACACCAUCGACAUUCUUAUUAACAACGCCGGAAUCAUGUUCCAAAGCAAGCACGUCCUGACAAAGGACGGACACGAGAGAACGUGGCAGAGCAACCAUCUCGGACCGUUCCUGCUCACCGAGCUCCUUCUUCCGGCAGUCAAGAAGUCGUCGUACGCUCGCAUUGUCAAUGUCUCUUCCAUGAUCCACAAAAAAUCGGAUAAGAUCAACGUGGCGACUGUGGACGACAAGAAGGCGUUCGGAAUGAUGAAGUCGUACUAUCAGAGCAAACUGGCCAACGUGAUGCACGCGAGAGCGCUGACCGCCGAGCUCAGAAAGGACGGAGCGGACCACGUGACUGUCAAUUCAUUGCACCCGGGAGCAGUGGACACCCCGCUGAUGAGAAGCACCCUCGUGUACCUCCCUGGAAUUAAACAGAUCACUUCUCCAUUCAGGUGAGCCCCCGAACCACAAUGUAUUCCUUCAUGCAUAGCUUUUUCAGAUGGUUCUUCCUGAAAACUAGCCGCGACGGCGCCCAGACCUCGAUCCACGUGGCUUUGAGCAAGAAAUUGGGCGGAAUCAGUGGAAAGUACUUCUCGGAUUGCAAACUGGACAAGGAAAACCCGCUAGCUCUCGACGAUCAGGCCUGCCAGGACCUGUACAACUACAGUCGCGAAGUCACCGGACUCGCCAAAUGA